This is a messenger RNA of Diospyros lotus (date-plum), 1578 nucleotides long. RefSeq lists its product as uncharacterized. NCBI's taxonomy places the organism in Eukaryota, Viridiplantae, Streptophyta, Magnoliopsida, Ericales, Ebenaceae. Bases 1 to 1578 code for a protein of 525 amino acids. The transcript has a single exon. The record is from RefSeq and is a predicted model, not a curated record. Gene Ontology annotation, molecular function: nucleic acid binding; RNA-DNA hybrid ribonuclease activity.
AUGGAAGCCUACGUGGAUGAUAUGCUAGUGAAGAGCCUGCUGGUAGAGGAGCAUCCGACAGAUCUAGAAGAGUGCUUCAAAACCUUGCGCAGGUUCCAAUCGAAACUUAAUCCUUCUAAAUGCGCUUUUGGUGUCUCUGCAGGAAAGUUCCUUGGGUAUAUCAUGCAUCAUCAUGGGAUAGAGGUGAAUCCCGAGAAGAUUAAAGCGAUACUAAACAUGCCGACCCCGAGAAGCAUUAAGGAGGUCCAGCAACUCACCGGAAGGAUAGCAGCUCUAGGGAGAUUUCUCUCCCGAUCGGCAGAAAAGGGCCUCCCUUUUUUCAAAGCCCUAUCCAGGACCAAAGAUUUUGUCUGGGACGUUGGGUGCCAGGAGGCUUUCAACGAGCUCAAGGAAUGUCUAGCCUCACCACCAGUCCUUACUAAGCCAAAGAUGGGUGAGCCGCUAUACCUCUACUUGGCCGUGGCAGAAGAGGCAGUGAGCUCGGUACUGGUGCGUGAAGAGAAUAAGAGGCAGAGGCCAGUAUACUACACGAGCAAACGAUUGUCUGUGGCAGAGGCUCAGUAUUCCCCCAUGGAGAAAUUAGCGUUUGCCCUGAUCGUCUCAGGGAGAAAGUUACGACCCUACUUCCAGGCACAUUCUAUCAUCGUGCUUACUGACCAGCCUCUAAGGCAGAUUUUGGGGAAGCCAGAGCUCUCAGGGAGAAUGUUGAAGUGGUCAAUGGAGUUAACAACAUUCGACAUAGAGUAUCGACCUCGGUCAGCUAUUAAGGCCCAGGCCUUAGCUGAUUUCAUCGCCGAAGGAUUUGGGCUUGGCGAACCUCUAGAAAACAGCCUAGGACCAUGGAUGUUGGCAAUGGAUGGCAGCUCAAACUCUAGGGGCGGAGGAGCUGGGCUAAUGAUAAAGAGCCCAGAGGGUCAGUCCUGGUUAUACGCUCUGCAUUUUGAGUUUCGGGUGUCUAACAAUGAGGCAGAGUACGAGGCCCUCAUAGCUGGGUUGAGGCUCGCAGCACAGCUUGGGGCGAAGCAUCUCAACAUACAAUCUGAUUCUAACCUUGUUGUUCAGCAUGUGAAGGGAGAAUACGAGGCUAGGGAGGACCACAUGUCCAAAUAUUUGGUUUUCGUUCAGGAACUGAUGAGUCAUUUUCAAUCUGUAAAGAUUGAGCAUGUGCCUCGAUCCCAGAAUAUGGAAGCAGACACUUUGUCCCGGAUCGCAUCGGCCUCUUUUCCAACCAAUUCUAGACAGAUUCUUAUCGAGUCAUUACCUCAAAGAAGCAUUGAUGAGAUGGUGGAGCAGCUAUGUCUCGAUCUAGAGCUAAGUUGGAUGGACCAUUUUGUUAGUUAUUUGAAGGAUGGAAAGCUACCAGAGAGUGACUUAGAGGCUCAAGAGCUAAAAAUGAGGGCCCAGAAAUUUAUACUAAUCAACGAAGAGUUGUAUAAGAGAUCCUUCACUCAACCACUCUUGAAGUGCGUAAAGCCACGUGAGGCUGACUAUGUUUUAAGAGAGAUCCAUGAGGGAAUAUGUGGGAGUCACAUAGGAGCCCGAACUCUUUAUCAGAAAUCCCUUCGACAAGGUGUCUGA